AUGGCAGCACUCCUAUCCACAUCGGCGUUGAGACGCAGGCUGAGGACGGCCAUCGACAACGACUCGCCCGGGAGGCGGCUAUGGAGUUGGAGCGGGCCGAGUCAGGAGGCGGAAGAACAGGUUGCCAAGGCUGCGGCCUCGCUACUCUCGUGGGAGGAAUUACCGGAGUGGCAACAAUGUGGGAGCGAUCAUAUCAAGACUGGAUAUCGACCAGCUUGUGGCUCCGUGGCACGCUGUUUCGCGAGUUGGACCUAUGCGCACAAUGAGUCGGUCAACAUCUACUCUCAUGUAAUAGGGGCCAUCAUCUUCGUUCUGCUGCCAUUCUACGUCUUCAGCGAUGGAAUACCAGCCAGAUGGAGCAUCGCCUCAACCGCAGACGUGGUCGUCUGCACGGCCUACGCCAUCGGGGUAACCACAUGUUUCGUCCUUUCCACGGCUAAAGACAUCUACCUCUCCGGUAUCAAAGCUGACUUCCACGGCGUCCUCGCCCUAAUGUGGUCCUCCGUCUUCCCCCUAGCGCAUAACGUGUUCCCCUGCUCGCCCGCAACGCGGGACGCUUACGUCGGUCUGACGGGCCUGCUGGCCGCCCUCUGCGCCGCGGCGACGGCGAGGCCGGAUCUGGGCGCCGUGGACUUGGGACACCACCGCGCCGUGUUGUUUGCUGCAUUUGGGCUCGCGGCGUUUGUGAUGCCCAUAGGGCACGGGAUGGUGGUAGCGGCAGCGGCAGCGGCGGACAGCGGUGGUGACGGGGCACGGGAGGUGUGGGAUAGGGUUGGUGGGUGGUGGGUUUUGGGGACGGCUGGGUGGAAUUGUGUUGCUGUUUUUGUGUACUGGGCCAAGUUCCCGGAGAGGUGGUUCCCGAGGACGUUUGAUUUGCUUGGGGCCAGUCAUCAGUUGAUGCAUAUCUUCGUUUUGGCUGCUGCUCUUUCGCCCGUCGCGCGGACGGUCACGGCGGCGGUGCAGCCUGCCGUCAUGACGCAGCUCGCGUCGCGGAGGGAGACGUGGGAGGGGACGGGGACGGCGUAGCGGGCGGGCAGGAGGACGUGUUCUGCCAGGGCGCCGGUGCCGGUUGGCCAGGCGUAGGAUAUGGGGAGGAAGGCUGCGACGCGGUCGCCUUGUGUGAAGGAGCGGGAGGUGCUUUUGUUGACUGCUGCGGUUGUGCUGGGUUCGGCGUUGAGAGCCGAUGAGGUAUCCAUAUUUAAACCGGACCCGGAUCCGGAGUCGGGGCUCCACACAUCCGUUACGGUCCCGCUUAGGUCCCAAUCCGGCACCGCCGUCUUUGCGCGCACGGCGCCGGGUAGCUUGGUGAUGUAGAGGUGCCCGCCCGGGUUCAGGGCCGCGUGUGCGACUUUUACGAGGAGCCAUUGGUUGCCGUCGGCGGCGCCGGGGACGGGUUUGGCUUUUGCGAGGAGUUGGGCGGUUGGUGGGAGGGUUGGGGCUGGUCUGGAGACGAGGGAGAGGACGGAGCGGGGGGUGCCGCGGUUGGUGAAUGUCCAGGCGCGUGAUGAGGCCAUGUUUCUUUCAACUAGGUAGCUGAGACUCAAUUCUUGUUUGGGUGGACGAGAGCUUGGUGGAUAGAGAUUUUGGUGGUAUUUGGUCUUGUCAGGAGUCUAGAGAGAAUGCGUUAUAGAGAGGAGCAGGAAAGGAAGAUGAUGCUCAAUUAAAAAUGUUACAUGUUUGGAGGUCCUCCUCUUGCAGUACUCCAGUGAGUUCUUAUAC
Colletotrichum scovillei is the source of this 1719-nucleotide messenger RNA. RefSeq names its product hemolysin-iii channel protein. The record is from RefSeq and is a predicted model, not a curated record. The coding region runs from base 1 to 1026 and encodes 341 amino acids. The transcript has 9 exons. NCBI's taxonomy places the organism in Eukaryota, Fungi, Ascomycota, Sordariomycetes, Glomerellales, Glomerellaceae. Gene Ontology annotation, cellular component: membrane. Gene Ontology annotation, molecular function: signaling receptor activity.